Molecule: messenger RNA, 1614 nt
Organism: Vicia faba (fava bean)
Lineage: Eukaryota; Viridiplantae; Streptophyta; Magnoliopsida; Fabales; Fabaceae
Source: the annotation of a GenBank genome assembly
AUGUUUACCACUAAAAUCAAACCCUUUUUCGACUCUCUCCCACAACGACCUUCACUCCACCAAAUCAAACAAACCCACGCACACAUCAUCGUUUCAGACCAAUCCCAAUCCCGUCUCAUCCCUCACAUUCUCUCUUUACUUUCUCUCUCUACAUUCCCACUCUACUACUCCCUCUCCGUUUUCAACUCAAUUUCCUCCCCAACAGUUUUCGCUUUCAACUCCAUCAUCCGUUGCCACGCCAAAUCAAAUUCACCUCCUUCCAACUCCAUCAAACUUUACUCCUCCAUGCGACGUCGUUUCCUCAAUCCCAAUCAACACACAUUCACUUUCCUCCUUCACGCAUGCACCAAAGGGAGAACUUUCACGUCCACGUCCACCACUACCUCAGGUGUUCAGGUUCAUGUUCAUGUGAUCAAACUUGGUUACGCGCGCCAUGUGUUUGUUCGAAACGCGCUUAUUCAUUUUUACUUUGAGGGUUUUUCAACGACUGAGUAUUCCAAAAGGGUUUUUGAUGAAGAUACGGAUACCCUUUGCAGUGAUGUUGUCACGUGGAACUCCAUGUUGGCUGGUUUGGUUAGGAGAGGAGAGGUUGGUGUUGCGGAGAAGAUGUUCGAUGAAAUGCCGCACAGAGAUGUUGUUUCUUGGAGUUCUAUGAUAAUGGGGUAUGUUCAAAAUGGGAACUUGGAAGAUGGGUUGGAGUGUUUUAGGUUAAUGAGGGAGAGAGGGGUAAGACCCAAUGAGGCUAUUUUGGUUACUGUGCUAUCUGCUUGUUCUCAGAUGGGUUUGUUAGGGUGUGGGAGGUUUAUUCAUUCCACGAUUGAAUCUUUGAGAUUUCGAAUUAGUGUACCGAUUGGAACUGCUUUGGUUGAUAUGUAUGCAAAGUGUGGUUGCAUUGAAGAGUCGAGAGUUUUGUUUGAUAGUAUGUUGAAGAAGGAUAUAUGGACUUGGAAUGUUAUGAUUUGUGGGUUGGCUUCACAUGAUCGUUCAAAAGAAGCACUUGCGUUAUUUCAUGAGUUUAUACGUGAGGGUUUUAGUCCGGUGAAUGUGACUUUUGUUGGAGUUUUAAAUGCUUGUAGUAGGGCUGGUUUUGUUGGUGAGGGGAAGCGUUACUUUAAGUUGAUGGUGGAUGGUUAUGGAAUUCAACCGGAGAUGGAGCACUAUGGGUGCAUGGUUGAUCUUCUGGCUCGUGCGGGAUUAAUAGAUGAAGCGGUUCGGUUGACUGAGACAAUGACUGUUGCACCGGAUCCUGUAAUGUGGGCAACACUGCUUGAUGCUUGUAAGAUUCAUGGGUUGGUGGAAAUGGGAGAAACAAUUGGAAAUAAGUUGUUAAGGUUGGAUCCGACGCAUGAUGGUCAUUAUGUGCAGUUAGCUGGAAUCUAUGCAAAAGCAAGAAAAUGGGAAGAUGUCGAUAGAGUUCGAAGGUUAAUGGUUGAGAGAGUUGCCAAUAAAGUUGCGGGUUGGAGCUUAAUUGAAGCGGAUGGUAAAGUUCAUCGCUUUGUUGCAGGAGACAGAGACCAUGACUAUUCUUCAGACAUUUACAGAAUGCUUGAAAUAAUAGGACUGAGGAUAACUGAAGCUGGUUACUCACCAGAACAGCUAUCCUGUGUAGCAUGA